Molecule: messenger RNA, 1410 nt
Organism: Python bivittatus (Burmese python)
Lineage: Eukaryota; Metazoa; Chordata; Lepidosauria; Squamata; Pythonidae
Gene: CYB5A
Product: cytochrome b5 type A
Cellular component (GO): endoplasmic reticulum membrane; intracellular membrane-bounded organelle
Molecular function (GO): heme binding
Source: RefSeq, a predicted model, not a curated record
GUUAGAAGGUGAGAGACACUUAGGUCAGAGUUGUGCGUUUCAGUUCCGCCACUCUCGCUUCUGCUGCUGCUGCUGCUGCUGCUGCUGCUGCUUCACGUGGAAAUCUGCUUGCAGUCUUGCAAAGGCGAAAAAGGACCGAACGAAGCGGCGAUGACGAAGUCCAGCGGCGACAAGUCCGAGAAAGAAACGUGGCGGGGUCGCUAUUACAAGCUCGAGGAAGUCCAGAAGCAAAAUCAUAGCCAGAGUACUUGGAUUAUUAUACACCGCCGUAUAUACGAUCUCACAAAGUUUUUAGAGGAACAUCCUGGUGGUGAAGAAGUCCUAAGGGAACAAGCAGGUGGAGAUGCAACAGAAAGUUUUGAAGAUGUUGGGCAUUCUACAGAUGCCAGGACGUUGUCAGAAUCAUUUAUUAUAGGGGAACUUCAUCCAGAUGAUUGGGAAAAAGUUCAAAAACCAACAGGCCCUUACAUUACCACUGUUGAAUCUAGUUCCAGCUCAUGGACCAACUGGGUGAUUCCAGCAAUAGCAGCAAUCAUUGUGGCCCUUAUGUACCGUUUCUACAUGUCUGAGUAAACACAGUGUUAAGAAACAAAAUGGGACAUGCUGUUUUGGGCAAGAAAAUGAAAUAUAUACCUAAUGGCUCCACAUCAGGACAGUAUCUUAAAACCAACUUUAAAAAAAAGCAAUCGUCUUUUUAUCAGAAAUCCAGAAUAAAAUUGUUUUAGUAGCGUCCUACAUAAUGUUGCCUUUUUCUAUUUUUUUUUCAAAUGCUAAUAUUUUUUUGCUUUUAUUUCUUCAUGUCUGUCAGAUAACCACAUGAUGCUACAAUGCUGCUCACACUUAUAUAGUCUGCCAUUUCUUAAUAUUUAAAACUUGCCUGAUUUUUUUUAAUGAGUUCUUUAGACUUCUUUUACAAAAACAAGCAGGUGGAAAUUUGCGUCUGUACAAAUUUUCUUGUCUUUGCCAUCACUUAUAUUCUGAUACAUUUUCUUUCUUUUAUAAUUGUAUCUUUUUACAAAGAAUUUUCAGUAUGAGAAUGAGAAACACUAAAAAUAAAUUUCAUUUUUGUUAAUAAGGAUAUUGCUAUGGGUCCAAAUAUCUCAUUGCGUAAAAUAAAAUAUUAAUUAUCCUUCAAACUGAUUUGAGAUAUGGAGGAUCUAUAAUAGGCACAAAAUUUGCAAUGGUCUCCAUUGCUUUAUUUUAUAAGAUCUAUUGAACUUCACAAGAAAAAAAGAGAAAAUAACAUUUGGCUGAUAGAGAAUAAUAUAUAUCUUAAAAGUCAUAGGUAACAAAAAUCAAGGUCAAAUCUAAAUCUAAAUAACUUCAUCUUGAAAUGCUUAUCAGCUGUGCUGUAUGGUUCUUGGCUGUAUUAUGGAUCACUGAUUUAUUAAAUUGUUGUACAAGUAUAAA